AUGGUCCUCUUGUGGUUCUCAAGACUCGUCCUGAUCAUCCUGGCCUGCAUCCCUCAACCAUCUCUGGGAUGCCCCUCUGGCUGUCGCUGCUACAGCCUCACAGUGGAGUGCGGAUCUCUCGGGAUCAAAGAAAUUCCACACGGUGUCUCCUCUGUCACCGAGACCAUCUUCCUCCAGGACAACGCUAUAGUGCAGAUCCGUCUUCAGGACCUGACUCAGCUGGGCAGCCUCCAUUACCUCUACCUUCAGAAUAAUAGCAUCUCAGCCCUGGAGCCUGGGGCGUUUCUUAGCCAAGGGCAGCUGCUGGAGCUAGCACUCAAUGGCAACCUCAUCCACCUGGUUACCCAAGAUAUGUUUCGGGGUCUAGAGCACCUCCGGAUCCUAUACCUCGCUGGGAACCAGAUCACUCGAGUGCAGGACUACACCUUCAGGGGACUGCAGCGUCUGCAGGAACUCCACCUGCAGGAAAACAGCAUAGAGCUGCUAGCAGAGCAAGCUCUUUCUGGCUUGUCAUCUCUAGCCCUGCUGGACCUCAGCAGAAAUCACCUCCGCACCCUGGGAGCCUCAUCCCUCAAACCGCUCGUCAGCCUGCAGGUGCUCCGCGUCACAGAGAACCCAUGGCGCUGCGAUUGUGCUCUGGGCUGGCUGAGAACCUGGAUUAGUGAAGACGGACAGCGUCUGUUAAGCUCUGCUGAACAACGUCGGCUGAUGUGCUCUGAACCACCUCGUCUCUCCCACCUCAGCCUGGUGGAGGUGGCUCCCAACAGCCUGGUCUGCAUCCCCCCUGUGGUGCAGCUCGAGCCCAGCCACCUGACUGUGCGACUAGGGGAGAGCCUCCGAGUCUCCUGCCAGGCCUCUGGAUACCCUCAGCCUCAGGUGACCUGGAAGAAAGCAUCCCAUGGCAAGCCCCAGCUAUCACCUCGAGGCCUAGUGCAAGAGCUGGGACCCAAUGGUGAGCUCUUCAGGCCUGGGGCUGGAGGAGUGGUGACUGCCCUGCCCAGCAGUGGAGGGAUCAAGGUUGGAGGAAUCCAGGGGCUUGUACGUGGGACUGAGGAGGGCGGCGAGAGGGACAGUUUUGAUCCGGACAUGGGCAGCGGCAUGUUAUUCCUCAGCAAUGUGACUGUAGCACAUGCUGGGCGCUAUGAGUGUGAAGCCUGGAACCCCGGUGGUGUUGCUAGAGUUACCUUUCAUCUGGCUGUGAACAUGUCUUCUUCUUCAUAUUCAUCCCACUUCUGGCCUCGUGUGAAUACGCACUCCUUUGUUUCCUCUUCAUCUAACUCCUUCUAUCAACCAGAGGUUCUGGAUGUUAGCCAGGAACCGCUCUAUGAACAGGACAGCAUGGACUUCAAUGCUUUGGGCCCUGCUACGCAGACUGCCAUUGCUGUUGGGAUCUCCUUGCUGGCACUCACUGCGGUUCUCCUCUUGAUUAUGAUCUACACUCGUCACCAGCAGUACAGCAAAGAAGAAGGAGGCUCCUACUGUACCAGCAAGGAAGAGAGCAUCCUUUAUGUGAACGACUACUCUGAUGGGCCCACCACCUUUGCACAGCUGGAGGAGUACCGCGAUGACCACGGCCAUGAGAUGUACGUACUCAACAGAACCAAGCCUGUCCUAGGCUCCACUUCUUCCAGGUGUCCAAUGAUGAGCGGGUUUGUCCAGCAAAAGGGUAUGAAGGAGGCUCUCCUGGACCAUGAAAUGGUCCAGACAUUGACCAGAUCAGGCGGAAUGGGACUUCGCAGAAACCCAGCAGAUGGAGGAGAGGGACCCCUUACAACAGACCCAGAAGAGCUGUUCCUUAGUCAGAGUCUCCUCUUCGGAUCACAGGUUGCCUACGAGAUUCACUGCUAA
Micropterus dolomieu (smallmouth bass) is the source of this 1848-nucleotide messenger RNA. It is a transcript of the gene lrrc24, whose product is annotated as leucine rich repeat containing 24. Lineage: Eukaryota; Metazoa; Chordata; Actinopteri; Centrarchiformes; Centrarchidae. The record is from RefSeq and is a predicted model, not a curated record. The coding region runs from base 1 to 1848 and encodes 615 amino acids. The transcript has 4 exons. Gene Ontology annotation, molecular function: protein binding.